UGCAGAUUAUUAACAAUCGCUGACUUGCCCGCAGUCAAAGGACGGGGCGCGAGGUUGGGUAGAACCCCUUGACCAAAUUCUCCUGAAUUUGUCGUCAACGUGCCCAAACCUCCACCCGGGGCGUCCACCAUCUCUUCGUUGUGCUAAAACAUCUUUCGUUGAAUGUUUGUGUUGGAUUGAAAUCGUCUCGUUGAACCUCGAUGUGUCUCGGCCUAGUUUAGCUUCGUUUAGCUUGCUAGCAUCUAACGUAGCGUAAGCGUAAAGUGUUGUAAUUUUCGUGUGAAAAUGUGCGCAAGAAAGACUGCAGUGUACGAGGAGGAACUCUGUGGAGAAAAAGAGGACCACAAGGGACAACGUCAACUAUUGGACGCCAUUAACAGGAUGCAGCCAAGAAUUGUUCUUCACAGAUUAGGUGGCAAAGAUGUUUGUCAUGAGCGGCUGGUUGCAGACCCCUCUCACUUUAAAGAGGAAGAGGAGAGCAGAGAGGUCUCCCACUUUAAAGAGGAAGAGGAAGAGCAGGCCCUUUACAUGAUUAAAGAGGAGGAGCCAGAGCAACCUUGCACAAAAGAUGGUGACAACAUAUCAUCAAGCGCUGAUGAUGAUGAUGAUGAUGAGAAUGAAGAGUUUGAUGGUGCAUGUCACACUGGCAACAAACCCUGGAAAUGUUGUCGGUGUUGGAAGAUGUUUAUUUGGAAGAGUGAUUUGAAAAGACAUGUGAGAACCCACACUGGUGAGAAACCGUUCACCUGUUCAGAAUGUGGCUGGAAAUUCUCUCAGAAGGGACACUUAAAAAAACACAUGAGAAUACACACAGGUGAGAAACCUUUUGGCUGUUUAGAUUGUGGCCAAAGAUUCUCUCAGAAGGGAAGCUUAAAUGAUCACAAAAGAACCCACACUGGUGAGAAACCUUUUUCCUGCUUAGUUUGUGGCCAAAGAUUCUUUUGUAAGGGAUACUUAAAAAGACACAUGAGAACACACACAGGUGAGAAACCUUUUGCCUGUUCAGAUUGUGGCCAAAGAUUCUCUCAGAAGGCACACUUAUUGAGUCAUGCAAAAACCCACACUGGUGAGAAACCUUUUGUCUGUUCAGAUUGUGGCCAAAGAUUCUGUCAGAAGGGACAAUUGGUUUCCCACGCAAGAACCCACACUGGUGAGAAACCGUUUGUCUGUUCAGAUUGUGGCCAAAGAUUCUCUCAGAAGGGAAGCUUAAGUAACCACACAAGAACCCACACUGGCGAGAAACCUUUUUCCUGCUUAGCUUGUGGCCGAAGAUUCUCUCGCAAGGAAAGCUUAAAAAAGCAUGUUAAUACCCACACUGGUGAAAAACCUUUUGCCUGUUCAGAUUGUGGCCACAGAUUCUUUUGGAAGAGGAGCUUAAAAAUACAUGUGAGAACACACACUCGUGAGAAACCUUUUUCAUGCUCAAUUUGCACCCAAAGAUUCUGGUGGAAGUAUCAGAUGAAGAAUCACAAAUGUGAUAAUGAGGUGAAUAGUUAUCAAUGAAAUCUUCACCUCUCGUCUGAGCACGCUUCGUCAGGCUGAUUGUAUUUUAUUUACCUUCUUAUUGGGAUGCUGAAGUUUACUUUUUGGUUUGAUUGUUUGAUUUAGUUCUUAGUUUUUUUUGGUUGUUGUUUUUUAAUUGUACCGUCCUUGACUGUACAGCACCCCACGUAUCGAUGUGUUUCAUCGUCUUUUAGUGGACAUGAUCCUAAAUAAUAUGAACAUUUUCCAUUUUGUCAUGAAAUGUGCGAUGGAACAAUAUGUAUUCUUGUUUGACAUUAUGUGUUGCUUGCUCCAAAAUGGAGAGAUACAUGACUGAUGAGGCACUAAUUCCCUGGAGUGAGAUUGUUAAGGAAUUAUUCCGGAAGAAGUAGUCGUAGAACAUUGUUGAGGAAUUCAUCUUGCUAUGAGAACUACUGAUACUAGUCUCUGUCCUGAACAUCUGCUGAAGUACUUAAAAGAAUGUAGUGUGAAGUUUAGAUCCUAUUUUCACUUGGUUAAUUAACAGCCCCCGAGGGUUUUUCUGCCUCCACCACCUCGUAAAAAUCCCUGAAGGCUGUCAAGUGCCCUCAAAGAGGAACCCUAAUCUCAAGAUCUGUGACCAGCAGCUGUGGUCCAUACUUUGUCAUCAUAUCAAGAUCGAACUUUGCUUGACCUUCUUUGUCUCUACUUUUUCUUGGUUAGAUUUAAUGUUUAUGGUGUUAUUCCUCUCCGUUAGUUGUGUUUGUUCAGACACUGAAAGAAACAAUGUACAAUGCGGUUGAAGGUAUUCCUGCUCACUGUUUUUACAAUCACCUUUAGUGCCCUCGACCCCCACCACUUUUAGGGCCCCCCUCCACAGGACAUGUUUACCGUCAAAAGAGGGGCUGUUAUCUCAAGUCUCUAUGUUCCUGCCUUCGCACCAAAUGGGUAGUGGUGGUCUGGUCUCACCUCACCGUUCCUGACUUCCUCCGGCCACACGGGGUCAGAUGACAUGUUACUUUCAUUGUUUCGGGAUUUGCAUGAGAGGCGUACCUCCCCGCCCCUCAUCAUAUUGUCUCUAUAUAAUCUCAUGAAUGUGUUUCUUCGGGGCUUCCUGAUGAAAUCUGAGAAACACAGGAGCCCGAAUCGAUUCGUGUUGGGUUGUGAUAAACUGGAGAAAAGACAA
This is a messenger RNA of Hippocampus zosterae (dwarf seahorse), 2647 nucleotides long. Its product is annotated as gastrula zinc finger protein XlCGF7.1-like. NCBI's taxonomy places the organism in Eukaryota, Metazoa, Chordata, Actinopteri, Syngnathiformes, Syngnathidae. Gene Ontology annotation, biological process: regulation of transcription by RNA polymerase II. Bases 286 to 1503 code for a protein of 405 amino acids. The record is from RefSeq and is a predicted model, not a curated record. Gene Ontology annotation, cellular component: nucleus. Gene Ontology annotation, molecular function: DNA-binding transcription activator activity, RNA polymerase II-specific; RNA polymerase II cis-regulatory region sequence-specific DNA binding. The transcript is spliced from 2 exons.